This is a messenger RNA of Salvelinus sp. IW2-2015, 2214 nucleotides long. RefSeq names its product stathmin-2-like. Gene Ontology annotation, biological process: regulation of microtubule polymerization or depolymerization; microtubule depolymerization; neuron projection development. NCBI's taxonomy places the organism in Eukaryota, Metazoa, Chordata, Actinopteri, Salmoniformes, Salmonidae. The record is from RefSeq and is a predicted model, not a curated record. Gene Ontology annotation, molecular function: tubulin binding. Gene Ontology annotation, cellular component: cytoplasm; neuron projection; growth cone.
AUGCCGAUUCUAGCUGCCGAAGCACGGCAUCAUGGCUGGAACACAGAAGUCCGACCAGUGGAGGUGGGCUGCAGAGGCAGCAUUUUGAGUUUCCUUCUGUGGUUUUCCUCCAUCUGCCCCCCCUCUACCUCUCACCUUGCAGUAGCAGGCAUGGAGGUGAAGCCCAUCAACAAGCGUGCCUCUGGCCAGGCCUUCGAGGUGAUCCUGAAGCCCCCCUCCCCGAUGUCGGACGCAGCCCACUGCGUCACCUCGCCCCCUAAGAGGGAGGUCUCUCUGGAGGACAUCCUGAAGAAGCUGGAGGCCGCUGAGGACCGGAGGAGAUCCCAGGAGGCCCAGGUUCUCAGGGCCCUUGCAGAGAAGCGGGAGCACGAAAGGGACGUGCUGCUCAAGGCUAUGGAGGAGAACAGCAACUUCAGCAAGAUGGCAGAGGAGAAGCUGACCAUGAAGAUGGAGCAGAUCAAGGAGAACCGCCAGGCCUACCUGGCCUCCAUCAUGGAGCGCCUGCAGGAGAAGGAGAGGCAUGCCCAGGUGGUGCGCAGGAACAAAGAGCUCAGGGAAGAGCUGACAGCGUGAGCAGAUGAGGGGCGCCACCGACCAUCGUACCCCCCUACAGCCACCCUUCCCCCCCCGAGGGACCCCCAGAUCCCCCUACUACUACAGCCCCCACAGCAUCAGACGACCCCCCCUCCCUUGAGGGAGGAGGAUGACCAGCCCACACCAACAGCGUUAGCAGAUGGGGGGGAUCACAAACAAAUAUGAAAAUGUCUCCCACUCCUCCCUAUAAAAGAAUGUGUUUGCUCAAUUUCAAAUGAUGAAAAAGAAAGAAAAAGAGAAGCCAACCAAGUGAAAGUGGGUAUUGUUUUUUGUAAAUACUUCCUUUUUUGUUAUAUACAGUAUGAUAAUACAGCUAAAGUAUUGCAGUUUGCGAUUGGAUCAUUUUCUCUAUCUAUGGAUGUACAUUGUUGUUUAGUUUUUCUCGGAACAAAAAACGUUUGCAGUUUCUCUUGUACUAUCAGGCUUCUGUGUUGUUGUGAGUUUGCCAGCUAGCUGACGUGUGUUUGCGGUGGUUAUUUUCUGACCAUGUCUGUGUCUGUGUCUGUGUCGGUCAGUCAGUCAGUCAGUCAGUCAGUGUGGGGAUGAUUAGAAUGCAAGCUGCACAUUGACUCCUGGAAGAGAGACUAGCUAGACUUCAGGAGACUUAUUAUAGCAUUUAUGAGCCGAUUCUCUCCUGUCUGUCUGUCUGAUCCCCCACUCUCUUACAUACAUUCACACACAUGCAAGCUCGCGCACACACACACAUACUCUCAAACACACUUACACACACACACACAUUUUGAGAAAUUUGGCAAACAUGACAUGUCGAUCAAGAGGAGCUUGCUAAAUUCUGUCAGUUGGGCAUUGCAGAGGUCACAUGACAUCCCUGGCUCAUACCAUGAUGUCACAGAGGGGUGUUAUGAUCCUUCCUGGUUCCCAAGGCCCCCUGCGUCCCCUGUCAAUCACUCUCUCAGCAUGUAUGUACCAUCUUAGACAUGUAGAUGCUACAAACUCAUAUAGCRGCUAACAUAGAGGCAAUGGUAGAUCCAUAAGUUACAUCCAUGUCCUACAAGCUUAUGGACCCUCUCAUUUCUUUCACGUCGUACCAGAGAGGAACCAAUGCCAAAUGCUACUAGGAAGGUUUCACACUAUAUAUGGAGAAUCGUAGAAUAACUCUCUCACUAUGGAGAAUGAAUCAUUGUACCUUCUUCUUAGUAUUUAAACAGCUUUUAACUGGGUAAAGCAGACUUUGGCACACGAAGGGCAUAAACAGCUAAAGUAGGCAACAUGUAAGCCAAUCAACACAUAGACUUCAAAUAACAGCUAGAUGAUGUUAGAUGUGUUAACAUGACAAUGGAAGACAGUGGCCAUCUGCAAAGGGUGCAUGCAAGUGUAUACAGGUCAGGUGUGUGUGUGUGUGUGUGUGUGUGUGUGUGUGUGUGUGUGUGUGUGUGUGUGUGGAUUGUGUGUGCAUGUGUGCUGGGGAGCACAGGGAGCACAGCCAGGAAGUUGGAGCUGUAUAUCUGACCAUCGGUCACAUACUGAUGACAUCACAGCGUCCUGUCUGUGGUGAUGAAUCUGCCUGCCUCUCUCUCUUCCUGUUUGUGUGUUUCCCCCCCUCCACAUAUAUCUUUGUGAGCAACCUGUGGUUAAUAAAGGUUUGGGGUUCUGUGAAUGAUA